Messenger RNA from Hibiscus syriacus, 2758 nucleotides. RefSeq names its product phosphate transporter PHO1 homolog 3-like. The record is from RefSeq and is a predicted model, not a curated record. NCBI's taxonomy places the organism in Eukaryota, Viridiplantae, Streptophyta, Magnoliopsida, Malvales, Malvaceae. Gene Ontology annotation, molecular function: inositol hexakisphosphate binding. Gene Ontology annotation, cellular component: trans-Golgi network; cytoplasm; plasma membrane. Bases 162 to 2549 code for a protein of 795 amino acids. Gene Ontology annotation, biological process: phosphate ion transport; cellular response to phosphate starvation. The transcript is spliced from 9 exons.
UUUCAAGUUCUCAGCUACUUCUGUGGGGUUUUCUUCUGUUUCAAGAUACGAAAGACCCAAACUUCAGAAGCUUUACAUAAAGUUCAAAUAUAUAAUAAAAAAACUGUUUCCCUUACACUGUCUUCAUCUGAAUCGGCAGUCCGCAGUUGUGAAAGCCAAAAAUGAAAUUCGGAAAGGAAUUUGCGUCACAGAUGGUGCCGGAAUGUCAAGAAGCGUACAUGGAUUAUGAUUACUUGAAGACACUCUUAAAAGAACUCCAGCGUUUCAAACAUAGGACCAAGCUGCAGGCCACCCCAGCCGGCGGCCUCAAACGAAAGCUUACACUUUAUAGAGCUUUUAGCGGCCUAACACAGCGACACCACCAACACAACCCAACCAGUUCAUCCACCUCACCCGACCUUGAAAGUCAACCCAUUUUGGUGAGUUCCGUCGAUCGGAACGGCACCCAGAGUUACGAAACGACGUUCCUUAUGUCGUCCGACGAGGGUGGAGAGUAUGAGCUGGUGUUCUUUAGAAGGCUUGACGAUGAGUUCAAUAAAGUGGACAGGUUUUAUAAGGCUAAAGUGCAGGAAGUGAUGAAAGAGGCGGAUGUUUUGAACAAGCAAAUGGAUGCUUUGAUUGCUUUUAGGAUCAAAGUUGAGAAUCCCCCUGGGAUUCAUUUUGAUCGGUCAGUCGAGAUGACUCGUCUUGCUUCGGAUAUAGCAGCUUCUGCUGCUUCAUUGUCUGUUCCGACUACUCCAUCGGGGAGUAGAGAGGCGGGCAAAAAAGCUGCUCACUUGGAAGCCAUUGAAGAAAGCACUCACGGACAAGCUGAUGAUGAUAACAAUGGAGAUAAAGAGAUAGAAGCAGGUCCGAUUCAAGAACCCGAACCGUCGAAACCCAAAUUGAAAGGAGUCAAACCGGCACCACUUGAAGUACUAGAUCGGGUUAAAAUGAACAAUACACUCGAUACUCCUCGUUCCACCAUUAAAGGUGUCCUUCAGGUUCCAAACCAGACGGAGUUGAGUUUUAGCAGGGAAAAUCUAAGAAAGGUUGAAGAAAAACUAAAGGUGGCUUUCGUUGAAUUUUACCAAAAACUUCGCUUGCUUAAAAGUUACAGCUUUUUGAAUACGUUGGCUUUCUCCAAAAUCAUGAAGAAGUAUGAUAAGAUAACUUCCAGAAGUGCAUCAAAAUCAUACAUGAAAAUGGUGGAUAAUUCUUACCUUGGUACUUCAGAUGAGGUUACAAAGCUGAUGGAGAGGGUUGAAGCCACGUUCGUCAAGCAUUUCUCUAAUACAAAUCGUACCAAGGGCAUGAACUUCCUAAGACCAAAAGUCAAAAGAGAAAGGCAUAGGACAACCUUUUUAACUGGUUUUUUCGGUGGGUGCAUGGCCUCUCUUCUUUUAGGCCUUAUUCUGGUCAUUCGUCUCCGUAAAAUCAUGAAUAGCGAGGGUAGGAUUCAAUAUAUGGAUACCAUGUUUCCUCUGUAUAGUUUGUUCGGAUUCAUUGUUCUACACAUGGUAAUGUAUGCAAUUAAUAUAUUCUACUGGAGACGGUACAGAGUGAAUUACGCCUUCAUAUUUGGUUUUAAGCCGGGAACCGAAUUGGACUAUCGACAAGUUCUGCUUCUCAGCUUCGGCCUUGGAACAUUGGCAUUAGCCACUAUCCUCUCCAACCUUGACAUGCAGAUGGAUUCCAAAACAAAAGACUACAAAACCUUCUCCGAACUUCUUCCUUUACUCUUGGUCCUGUUUAUAUUCAUCAUCCUAUUCUUCCCAUUCAACAUUCUGUAUCGAUCGAGUCGAUUCUUCCUCCUCACAUGCUUGUUUCAUUGUAUAAGCGCUCCUCUGUACAAGGUCACACUCCCAGAUUUCUUCUUAGCUGAUCAAUUCACUAGCCAGGUACAAGCCAUUAGGAGCUUGGAGUUUUACGUUUGCUAUUAUAUCUGGGGAGAUUUUAAACACAGGAAGCACACUUGCAAAAAGAGUGAAGUGUACCAAACUUUCUACUUCAUCGUGGCAGUGCUUCCGUACAUGGCUCGCCUCCUCCAGUGCUUGCGUCGCCUGUUCGAAGAGAGAGAUCCGAUCCAAGGAUACAAUGGACUCAAAUAUUUCCUCACCAUUGUAGCUGUUUGUUUGAGAACAGCUUACAAAGUUAAUGCGGGAAUUGGAUGGAGAGUGAUAGUUGGGAUUGUGUCGGCCAUUGCAGCAAUAUUCUGUACGUAUUGGGACUUCGUUCAUGACUGGGGGCUCCUGAACCCACGUUCCAAGAACCCUUGGUUGAGAGACAAACUCCUUGUUCCUCACAAAAAUAUAUAUUUUGUAGCCAUGGGUUUGAAUGUUGCGCUGAGAUUUGCCUGGCUCCAAACUGUGUUGAAUUUCAAUUUUGAUUUGCAUCGAGAAACCUUGGCUACACUUGUCGCUUCUCUUGAGAUCAUUCGUCGUGGCGUGUGGAAUUUCUUCAGGUUGGAAAAUGAGCAUUUAAACAAUGUUGGAAAGUAUCGAGCGUUCAAGUCUGUACCGUUGCCGUUCAAUUACGACGAGGACGAGGACGAUGACAAAGAUGAAUGAAUUCUUUUGUUCACAAUCUGCAGAAGAAGUAAGAUACCUGCCAGCAGCCAUAAAUGCUUCGGCGUUCAUCUGAUAUUCAUUAAGCGAAAACCGUGUGAAGGCAAGCGAGUCGGAUGAUUUGACACAGAUUGCUGAACAUGGGAUGUGUUAGACGAUCAAGGAAUAGUUUGGCGAAAUCCAUAGCUAACGUGGAUAAAUUAUAUACUUGU